AUGAAUUGGAAUAAAGGUGGUCCAGGCACCAAGAGGGGAUUUGGCUUUGGAGGUUUUGCCAUCAGUGCUGGAAAGAAGGAGGAACCCAAACUCCCACAACAGUCCCACAGUGCCUUUGGGGCAACCAGCUCUUCUUCCGGAUUUGGAAAGUCAGCUCCACCACAGCUCCCUUCUUUCUACAAAAUUGGAUCUAAACGGGCCAACUUUGAUGAAGAAAAUGCAUAUUUUGAAGAUGAGGAAGAAGACUCUAGCAAUGUUGAUUUGCCUUAUAUUCCUGCUGAAAACUCACCUACCCGCCAGCAGUUCCAUUCCAAGCCACCAGAUUCUGACAGCGAUGAUGAUCCCUUGGAGGCAUUCAUGGCUGAAGUGGAGGAUCAGGCGGCUAGAGACAUGAAGAGGCUUGAAGAAAAGGACAAGGAAAGAAAAAACGUAAAGGGUAUUCGAGAUGACAUUGAAGAGGAAGAUGACCAAGAAGCUUAUUUUCGGUACAUGGCAGAGAACCCAACUGCUGGUGUGGUUCAGGAGGAAGAAGAAGAUAAUUUGGAAUAUGAUAGUGAUGGAAAUCCAAUUGCACCUUCCAAGAAAAUCAUUGAUCCUCUUCCUCCCAUUGAUCAUUCAGAGAUUGACUAUCCACCAUUUGAAAAAAAUUUUUACAAUGAGCAUGAAGAGAUAACCAACCUCACCCCUCAGCAGCUAAUAGAUCUCCGUCAUAAGCUCAAUCUUCGGGUCUCUGGUGCUGCACCUCCUAGACCAGGAAGUAGUUUUGCUCAUUUUGGGUUUGAUGAACAACUUAUGCACCAGAUUCGGAAAUCUGAGUACACACAGCCCACUCCAAUACAGUGCCAGGGCGUGCCUGUGGCGUUAAGUGGUAGAGACAUGAUUGGUAUUGCCAAAACAGGCAGUGGAAAAACGGCCGCCUUUAUCUGGCCGAUGUUGAUUCAUAUAAUGGACCAGAAGGAACUGGAACCAGGUGAUGGACCGAUUGCAGUGAUUGUGUGUCCUACUAGGGAGCUUUGCCAGCAGAUCCAUGCAGAAUGUAAGCGGUUUGGGAAAGCGUAUAAUCUUCGAUCAGUGGCCGUGUAUGGAGGAGGGAGCAUGUGGGAGCAAGCCAAGGCUCUUCAGGAAGGGGCAGAGAUUGUUGUGUGUACCCCAGGUCGACUGAUUGAUCACGUGAAGAAGAAAGCUACCAAUCUUCAAAGGGUCUCUUACCUUGUGUUUGAUGAAGCAGAUCGCAUGUUUGACAUGGGAUUUGAGUACCAGGUGCGAUCCAUAGCAAGUCAUGUCCGUCCUGACAGACAGACCCUCUUAUUCAGUGCAACUUUUCGGAAAAAGAUUGAAAAACUGGCCAGAGACAUCCUGAUCGACCCUAUUCGUGUGGUGCAGGGAGACAUUGGCGAGGCAAAUGAAGAUGUGACACAGAUUGUGGAGAUUCUUCACUCUGGGCCUAGUAAAUGGAACUGGCUUACCCGUCGUCUGGUGGAAUUUACCUCUUCAGGAAGUGUCCUCCUGUUUGUUACUAAAAAAGCCAAUGCUGAAGAGUUAGCCAAUAACCUUAAGCAGGAGGGUCAUAAUCUUGGGCUGCUUCAUGGGGACAUGGAUCAGAGUGAAAGAAACAAAGUCAUUUCAGACUUUAAGAAAAAGGACAUCCCAGUCCUGGUGGCCACAGAUGUUGCAGCCCGUGGUCUGGAUAUUCCUUCAAUUAAGACCGUCAUUAACUAUGAUGUGGCACGAGACAUUGAUACUCAUACUCACAGGAUUGGCCGCACAGGACGAGCGGGUGAGAAGGGUGUGGCAUAUACCUUGCUGACCCCCAAGGACAGCAAUUUUGCUGGUGACCUCGUCCGGAACUUGGAAGGAGCCAAUCAACAUGUUUCCAAGGAACUCCUAGAUCUAGCAAUGCAGAAUGCCUGGUUUCGGAAAUCCCGCUUUAAAGGAGGCAAAGGCAAAAAGCUGAACAUUGGUGGAGGUGGUCUAGGCUACAGGGAGCGGCCUGGCCUAGGCUCAGAGAACACGGACCGAGGAAAUAACAACAAUGUAAUGAGCAAUUAUGAGGCCUACAAGCCCUCCACAGGAGCCAUGGGAGAUCGGCUGACGGCCAUGAAAGCAGCUUUCCAGUCACAGUACAAGAGUCACUUUGUUGCUGCCAGCUUAAGCAACCAGAAGGCAGGAAGCUCUGCUGCUGGGGCAAGUGGAUGGACUAGUGCAGGGAGCUUGAAUUCUGUUCCAACUAAUUCAGCCCAACAGGGCCAUAACAGUCCAGACAGCCCCAUUGCCAGCGCCGCCAAGGGCAUCCCAGGCUUUGGCAACACCGGGAACCUCAGCAGUGCUCCAGUGACCUACCCUUCCGCUGGAGCCCAGGGAGUCAACAACACAGCUUCAGGGAAUAACAGCCGAGAAGGGCCUGGGGGAGGCAACGGGAAGAGAGAGAGAUAUACUGAAAACCGGGGUGGCAGCCGCCACAGUCACGGAGAGAGUGGCAAUCGGCAUGGCGACAGCCCCCGUCACGGAGAUGGUGGUCGCCAUGGAGAUGGAUACCGCUACCCAGAAAGUGGCAGCCGUCAUGCUGAUGGUCACCGUCACGGGGAGAACAGACAUGGAGGAGGCGGAGGCCGACACGGAGAGAGCCGAGGCGCAAACGAUGGUCGGAAUGGUGAAAGCAGGAAAGAAGGUUGCAAUCGUGAGAGCAAGGUGGACCCCAAGGUGGACAGCAAGAUGGACAAGAUGGACAGCAAGACAGAUAAGACAGCUGACGGUUUUGCUGUCCCCGAGCCACCCAAGCGCAAGAAAAGUCGAUGGGACAGUUAG
Molecule: messenger RNA, 2805 nt
Organism: Puma concolor (puma)
Lineage: Eukaryota; Metazoa; Chordata; Mammalia; Carnivora; Felidae
Gene: DDX42
Product: DEAD-box helicase 42
Molecular function (GO): RNA helicase activity; ATP binding; nucleic acid binding
Source: RefSeq, a predicted model, not a curated record